AUGGUGGAGCGCAGAAAAUUCCGUCAGCGUUCUCAGCUGCCGGACGAAGGUAUCAAGGAAUACGUGACUGCUCUUCGAGGUCUCGCCAUUCCCUGCAAUUACGGGACUAUGCUUGACGAAACGCUACGGGACCAACUUGUGGACAAGGCCCUCCUGCCCCAAGUACGCGAGCGACUUUUACUGGAAGGAUCAGCACUUACUUUGGAAAGGGCUACACAGAUCGCGAGUCAUGGUGAGCAGAGUCGCAAGGAAGCCCAGCGGAUCUUGCAGGAGAAUACAGCUGCGUUUGACAAAGUGUUCAAGAAGCCGUUCAAGAGAUCGGCUGGCAAGCCCGCAACUCCCAAGCCCCAAGCUCAAGGGAAGAAUGCAACUACUUGCUUUCGUUGUGGUUCAGCGUACCAUCUGGCCAACUCGCAGGAAUGCAAAGCCAGGUACAAAGAAUUAAGUGCCAGAAAAUUGGGCAUUCCGGAGCCGUAUGGCGAGGUGCAAAAAAGCAGCACCCUGCACCCUGACGUUCACCCUGCAGCCUGCGUCAAUCGAACUUCACGACUAUUCCAGGCAGGAGAUCCCAUUGAGAGGUUGCUGCUAGACUUGCGCAUUGACGGGGCACUCUUACAGUUCCUGGAGACAGAAGUUACAAGCGGUGCUAGCGAGCGAAUAGCAAAGUGCGAGUUUGCGAACCUGUUUUCACCGGAGCUGGGCCUAGCCAAAGGCUACGAGCACAAAGUCAAAGUACGGACAGACGUGCACCUUACAACUACUAAGCUUCGAAUGCUACCCCUACAGAUACGUGACGAUGUGUCUAAAGAACUAAAGAAACUGCUGGAUAUGGACGUCAUUGAGCCUAUUGAUGCAUCGCCGUGGGUAUCGCCACUUGUCGUGACCAAGAAAAAGGAUGGUCGGAUCAGGCUAUGCGUAGAUCUGCGGGCGCCAAACAAAGCUGUCGUGCCAGAUUGCUACCCAUUGCCGAAUAUGGAAGAGCUGCUGCACAAGUUAUCCGGUGCAAAUAUAUUUUCCAAGUUGGACUUAACAGCAGCAUACUACCAGCUCUUACUAGCCGAAGAGAGCAGAGAUCUCACUGCGUUUAUAACGCACGAAGGGCUAUUCCGGUACAAGAGAUUGUGCUUCCGUCUGGCCUCCGCGUCAUCUGCAUUUCAGAAGCUUUUAGCUAAUGUGCUGAAAGGAUGUACAAGAGCGUUACACUAUCUGGACGAUAUCAUCAUAUUUGGGAAGAAUGGAGAGCAUGAACAGAAUCUACGUUCAGUUUUGCAACGGAUCUCUGAUGCUGGGUUACAGUUAAAUCACAAGUGCGUUUUUGGCGUCAACGAACUCUCUUUUAUCGGUCACACAGUAAAGGAAGGAAAACUGUUUCCACUCGAGACCAACGUCAAAGCUAUUUUAGAAGCCCCAGCACCAUCAGAUUUACGUACGCUGAGGUCAUUUCUGGGAAUGAGUGGCCACUACGCCAAAUUCAUAAAGAAUUAUGCACAUGUGGUGGAACCUGUGCGUGAACUGCUGCGAGGCGCAGACGCUUUCCACUGGAUACACGAGCUCAAUUACAAUUUCACUGUCGUCUACAAGAAAGGAAACGAUAACGAAAUUACUGACGCCUUGUCGCGACUGCCACUUCCACAUCAUGCACAGGAGCCCUUCGAAGACGACGUGGUGUGCAUCGUCACAGAAUGCAUCUCAAAGGAGCAGCUCCAGCGUGAGACAACUUCCGACUCAGUAAUGCAGGACGUUCUGCUCCACAUACGAACAGAAUGGCCUUGGAAAGCGUCUCUUCCAGACAACGCUGUGCCGUUCUUCAAGCUUCGCACGGAGCUGUCAGAAGUUGAUGGACCACUGCUGCGCGGGGAUAGGGUUGUUGUGCCACCUGCGUUAGCGUCACGGGUAUUUGGCCUGGCGCAUGAGGUACAUCCGGGCAUAGUGCGUACAAAGCAGCGCUUGCGUCAACUGUACUGGCGGCCUGCGAUGGACCGCCACGUUGAAACUGCUAUCAGGGGCUGCGACAUAUGUCAAACAGCGGACAAGUCCAGGAAGACGGCACCUGCUCCACUCACUUCUGUGAAACUUCCAGAGGGACCUUGGGAAAAGGUCAGCACGGACGUUGUUGGUCCUUUUGAAAAGUUCCCACAGAGCUGCCGGUACAUGAUCACCUUGAUAGACUACCAUAGCCGGUGGCCCGAAAUGUGCUUUUCGAAUACAGUCACAACUUCAACUGUUAUCGUGUUUCUGCGCCAAAUCUUCAGCAGGGAAGGUCACCCCGUUGAAAUUAUGACUGAUAACGGCUGCCAAUUUAUUUCCCACGAGUUUCGUGCUUUUCUCCAAGAACGAGGAAUUCGUCACAUACGCUCCUCAGUCUACCAUCCACAAAGAAAUGGCAUGAUCGAGAGGUUCAACAAGGUACUAAAAAGUUUCGUCCAAGUGGCGCAGUUAGAGAACCGUCCAAUCAAAGAGGCCGUACUGGAAUAUAUCGGGGGUGUAUAG
This is a messenger RNA of Ornithodoros turicata, 2490 nucleotides long. RefSeq lists its product as uncharacterized. Gene Ontology annotation, molecular function: nucleic acid binding. Gene Ontology annotation, biological process: DNA integration. NCBI's taxonomy places the organism in Eukaryota, Metazoa, Arthropoda, Arachnida, Ixodida, Argasidae. The record is from RefSeq and is a predicted model, not a curated record. Bases 1 to 2490 code for a protein of 829 amino acids. The transcript is spliced from 3 exons.